Molecule: messenger RNA, 6368 nt
Organism: Callithrix jacchus (white-tufted-ear marmoset)
Lineage: Eukaryota; Metazoa; Chordata; Mammalia; Primates; Cebidae
Source: RefSeq, a predicted model, not a curated record
UUCUUAUUUAUGAUCUCUUUAAAUAUUGCUAUUGACCCAUUCUCUGUCUCCUGUCCUAGAAUUCUUAUUAGACGUUUUAAGCUUUCUUAGUCGUCCAGAUAUCUUUCAUAUUUUGCAUUGCUAUUUCUGCUAGUGUUCUUGAUGCUUUGUUUUCUUGUGUGCAUGUUUCUAGUAAGCUACUCUUCUCCUUUGAACUUAAUCUGUGUUAAUUCUUUGAAGAUAACAUAGAUUCUGGCAGAGGAGAUUACUAACUUCUGCCAGAGACCAUUGAAUCCUUUCAGUUCAGAAUCACGGUGUAUAGAAUUCUCAGCUUAUGGUGGUAGCAAUGAAGUAUUCCUAAUUUACCCUUACAAAGGGUAUGUCCCUUAGGUAUGGCUUUCAGUUGGAGUCUCCCUCUUACAUGGCUAUGGGCUUUGUCUGUUUUUGUCCUCUACCAGCAGAUCAUGAAAAUGAAUUCUCAAGAUCACCUGGUUGGGCAAAUCCCCUCAAGAUGAAAGCCAGUUUUAUUUUUCUACUCUGGGUUUCCACCUGUACUAGGAUGUUAGCCAGAAUUCCUUACUCUGAUGCUAACGGAUAAAUUCAUUUAUUAAGAUACUUGUUUUUAGUUGUUUACAGCAGGAGGAUCAAUAGGGUACUUUAUUAAUCAUUCUCCUGGAAAUGAAAGUUUAAAAUACCUCCUUUAAAGUCCUAAAAUCUUACUGUUUCAAGUGGCCUGAUUACAAUGUAAUCUAUGUAUACAGCAUUUAUAAGUUAUUAUUGUCAUUUAGCGAUUGGAUACCAAUAAUUUAUCUUUCUACCACAUGCUGCUGAAUCCCAGUGAAGAAGAUGGAUGAAUAGAUGGGAGGUGUGGAGCAGUGGUACUUCUAAAAUCGAGAAAUAAGUUCAGAGCUUCUGGAAAUCUUGUAAUCACCCGUGAGAUUGAUGUGGCAAAAAAUCAGUCCUUUUGGUUCAUCAACAAAAAAUCUACCACCCAGAAAGUAGUGGAAGAGCAAGUUGCAGCCUUAAAUAUUCAAGUGGGGAAUCUUUGCCAGUUUCUACCUCAGGACAAAGUUGGAGAAUUUGCUAAACUCAGCAAAAUUGAACUACUUGAAGCCACUGAAAAGUCCAUUGGUCCCCCAGAAAUGCACAGAUAUCACUGUGAACUAAAAAACUUCAGGGAAAAAGAAAAACAGCUUGAGACCUCAUGCAAAGAGAAAACUGAAUAUCUACAGAAAAUGGUUCAGAGGAAUGAAAGAUAUAAACAAGAUGUGGAGAGGUUCUACGAACGGAAGCGACAUUUAGAUUUGAUUGAGAUGCUUGAAGCAAAAAGGCCAUGGGUGGAAUAUGAAAAUGUUCGUCAGGAAUAUGAAGAAGUAAAACUUGUUCGUGACCGAGUGAAGGAAGAGGUCAGAAAACUUAAAGAAGGGCAGAUUCCUAUGACACGUCGAAUUGAAGAAAUGGAAAGGGAGCGUCACAAUUUGGAGGCUCGAAUCAAAGAAAAGGCAACAGAUAUUAAGGAGGCAUCUCAAAAAUGCAAACAGAAGCAAGAUGUUAUAGAAAGGAAAGAUAAACAUAUUGAAGAACUUCAGCAGGCUUUAACAGUAAAGCAAAAUGAAGAGCAUGACCGACAGAGGAGAAUAAGUAAUAUCCGCAAAAUGAUAGAGGAUUUACAAAACGAACUGAAGACCACAGAAAACUGCGAGAAUCUUCAGCCCCAAAUUGAUGCCAUUACAAAUGAUCUGAGACGGAUUCAGGACGAAAAGGCAUUAUGUGAAGGCGAGAUAAUUGAUAAGCGAAGAGAGAGGGAAACUCUAGAGAAGGAGAAAAAGAGUGUGGACGACCAUAUUGUACGUUUUGACAAUCUUAUGAAUCAGAAGGAAGAUAAGUUAAGACAGAGAUUUCGUGACACAUAUGAUGCCGUUUUAUGGCUAAGAAAUAACAGAGACAAAUUUAAACAAAGAGUCUGUGAACCCAUAAUGCUCACGAUCAAUAUGAAAGAUAAUAAAAAUGCCAAAUAUAUUGAAAAUCAUAUUCCAUCAAAUGACUUGAGAGCCUUUGUAUUUGAAAGUCAAGAAGAUAUGGAGGUUUUCCUCAAAGAGGUUCGUGACAAUAAAAAAUUAAGAGUAAAUGCUGUUAUUGCUCCCAAGAGUUCAUAUGCAGACAGAGCACCUUCAAGAUCUUUGAAUGAACUUAAACAAUACGGAUUUUUCUCUUAUUUGAGAGAGUUAUUUGAUGCACCAGAUCCUGUAAUGAGUUACCUUUGCUGUCAGUAUCAUAUUCAUGAAGUUCCUGUAGGAACUGAAAGGACCAGAGAAAGAAUUGAACGGGUAAUACAAGAAACCCGAUUAAAACAAAUUUAUACAGCAGAAGAAAAGUAUGUGGUGAAAACUUCUUUUUAUUCAAACAAAGUUAUUUCUAGUAACACAUCUCUAAAAGUAGCCCAGUUUCUCACAGUUACUGUGGACCUAGAGCAAAGAAGACACUUAGAAGAACAACUAAAGGAAAUUAAUAGAAAAUUGCAAGCAGUGGAAUCAGGGUUGAUUGCCUUACGUGAAACAAGCAAACACCUGGAGCACAAAGACAAUGAACUUAGACAAAAGAAGAAGGAGCUUCUUGAGAGAAAAACGAAGAAAAGACAACUGGAACAAAAAAUUAGUUCCAAACUAGGAAGUUUAAAGCUUAUGGAACAGGAUACUUGCAACCUUGAAGAGGAAGAGCGAAAAGCAAGUACCAAAAUCAGAGAAAUAAAUGUUCAAAAAGCAAAACUUGUUACCGAAUUAACAAACCUAAUAAAGAUUUGUACUUCUUUGCAUAUACAAAAAGUAGAUUUAAUUCUCCAAAAUACUACAGUAAUCUCUGAGAAGAACAAAUUAGAAUCCGAUUAUAUGGCUGCAUCUUCACAGCUUCGUCUUACAGAGCAACAUUUCAUUGAAUUGGAUGAAAAUAGACAAAGAUUAUUGCAGAAAUGCAAGGAACUUAUGAAGAGAGCUAGGCAAGUAUGUAACCUGGGUGCAGAGCAGACUCUUCCUCAAGAAUACCAGACACAAGUACCCACCAUUCCAAAUGGACACAACUCCUCACUCCCCAUGGUUUUCCAGGAUCUUCCAAACACUUUGGAUGAAAUUGAUGCUUUAUUAAUUGAAGAAAGAUCAAGAGCUUCCUGCUUCACGGGACUGAAUCCUACAAUUGUUCAGGAAUAUACAAAAAGAGAAGAAGAAAUAGAGCAGUUAACUGAGGAACUAAAGGGAAAGAAAGUUGAACUAGAUCAAUACAGGGAAAACAUUUCACAGGUAAAAGAAAGGUGGCUUAAUCCUUUAAAAGAGCUGGUAGAAAAAAUUAAUGAAAAAUUCAGCAAUUUUUUUAGUUCCAUGCAGUGUGCUGGUGAAGUUGAUCUCCAUGCAGAAAAUGAGGAAGAUUAUGAUAAGUAUGGAAUUCGAAUUAGAGUCAAAUUUCGCAGUAGUACUCAACUUCAUGAAUUAACUCCUCAUCAUCAAAGUGGAGGUGAAAGAAGUGUUUCUACCAUGUUAUACUUGAUGGCACUACAGGAGCUAAACAGAUGUCCAUUCAGAGUAGUUGAUGAAAUCAAUCAGGGAAUGGACCCAAUCAAUGAACGGAGAGUGUUUGAAAUGGUUGUAAAUACUGCCUGUAAAGAAAAUACAUCUCAAUACUUCUUCAUAACACCAAAGCUCCUGCAAAAUCUUCCUUAUUCUGAAAAGAUGACAGUAUUGUUUGUCUACAAUGGCCCUCAUAUGCUGGAACCAAACAGAUGGAAUUUAAAGGCUUUCCAAAGACGGCGGCGCCGUAUUACAUUCACUCAACCUUCUCAAUAAAAGUAAAGAGGAGACUUGGGAAUUUUUCUAUUAAAUUCUGUUUAUAAGUGUGGCUCAACUGAAUAAAAGUUAGGAGAUUGAUUAAAACAAAAGCAGUUAUUUUUGGAAACCUGCCUUUUUUUUUUUUUUUUUGAGACGGAGUUUUGCUGUUGUUACCCAUACUGGAGUGCAAUGGCACGAUCUCGGCUCACCGCAACCUCCGCCUUCUGGGUUCAGGCAAUUCUCCUGCCUCAGCCUCCCGAGUAGCUGGGACUACAGGCGUGUACCACCAUGCCCAGAUAAUUUUUGUAUUUUUAGUAGAGACGGGGUUUUACCUCAUUGACCAGGAUGGUCUCGAUCUGUUGACCUCGUGAUCCACCCGCCUCGGCCUCCCAAAGUGCUGGGAUUAUAGGCGUGAGCCACCACGCCCAGCCGGAAACCUGCUUUUAAAUACAAAUACGUUGAUAAUGGAAACCAUAAUGACCUUUCUAAAACAUCAUCUGGUUGUAAAAGUUAAGUCUUCUUCAAUCUUGGUUGAACUUGGGUCCUUAGCAACUCUGACCAUGAGUCAUAGAGUUCUCAUGUUAAAAGGUACUUAUUACGAAUCAAGGGUACAGUGGAAGAGGGUUUAAUCAAUCACAAGAAGUUUACUUAUAUGGUAUCCCUGAGCUUUAAUUGCAGAGUAACUUUAAUUACUUUUAGAGCCUAAAGAUGACUCUAGAGCCUAAGCUCUAGUUUCUCCCAGUGUUAUAUUUAAUUUUUAAAAAUUGAUAUGAAAAUGUCUAAUGUAUAGUAAUAAUUUAUGACAGAUCUAUUCAUUUCUUCCUAUUAAAAAGAUUACCUUAUCUCCAGUAGGAAAUGGAGUUUUAUGGGCCUUUAAAAGAAACUUUUAUGAAACUUGAUGCUAUAAUUGUAUUGGUAUUUCAAAGGGAAAGAAGCACUGGGUUUCAAGAAUGGUAGCAAGACUACUUUGAAAUGCUACAAGGUGGCCACUAGAUGAUGCAAAAUGCAACCAAAAGAUUGACAGAGAAUAAAAUCAGGUGACAAGAGUUUUUAAAGAAUAACUUUGUAAAGUGUGGGGGCAGGGUUUUUUUUUUUAUUUUAUUUAAAGUCAAUUGUAUUUUACAUCUUAAAUUUCUAAAAGCAUUUUUAUAAUUAUUUUUAGUAAGAUUUUUCUUAAGAUUUCAUAUACUGGUUUCUACAAUUUAUAUUUGAAAUUUCUUAGUGUUAUGUAAAGAGUGAGAGGUAAAAGCAUUGAUUUCUUUAAAAUCAUAAAUGUUUUUAGAACUUAAGCCUAUAGGGCCUUUCUUACAUUGUUGAUACACCCAUUAUCUUAGAAAAUCUAGUUUAAACUGUUUUCUUUCAGUGCAAAAGAAUUAAAUGGGAAAAUCAUUUGUUUAUCUCUAAGUUAUGCUAAUUAAUAGAGCCAAACAAAUUCUCUUCUUUUAAAAAAUAAAUUUUGUAAGAAAAUGGACAGUCCAAGGUCAUGUCUUUGAACAGUGGAUUGGACUGUGCCAGUAAUGACAAUUUUUUUUUGGCUUGCUUGCCUGAAUAAAUUGAAGAAUUGCAUUCACUUUGAGUUUUGCACAUUGUUAAGUAGCCAUUUUAGUUUAUAGUCUUAUUAGGUCAAAAAAUAAUGAACCAUAAGUUUAUGUCCUCUCAUUUAGACAUUUUUUUUUUAAAAAGGUAUUGUCUUCUUUAUAAAAUGUUAAGAGCCUUCCCAUCUUAAACUAACUCCAAUGCAUGAAGUACGAAAAUUUUUUUAAAUAUUUUUUUUUUUACUUUUUCUUUUUGCCACAGAAAGAAUAUAACCUAGGAUAAAAUGACAUUUUUACUAAUUUGAGCAAGUCAUGUAAACAUUGAAGAACUUGGUAACAUAUUAGUAAAUGGAUAUUACCAAAUGCUUUUGUUAAUUACUUUGUUUUCCACGAAAAUACUUUUACUAAAAUGUGCUUGGUGUAGUUUAUUGUCUUAAUUACUACCAGUCAUCUUAUUUCUGCAAAAUGAGCAUCAAUGUGAAAAAGAAGUGUGAAGAGUAAGCAUGUUUGAAAAUCAAAUGGUCAAUUACAUUUCAGUUUGCAUAGGCCAGCAAUUAUUCCAUAUUUUGUUUGUAAACAUUUAAUUUCUCUACUGGACAAAAUUAAUAUUGGUUUUAUGUUGAAUUUUGAGCUGUGAAGAAUAAAUUAUGUAGCACAUAGUCUCAGCCACUUAAAACUUUAUUUUCUGCUAAAGUUGAUUUUUAAUUACAUAAAAAUUGUAAAAACUUCUAGUAAAAACUCGAUUUGGUGAAUACAAUGAUAUUUAAAACCUUAAGGUGACAAGCAUUUUGGAUGCCAAAUUGUCAUUGUUUUGCCUGGGAAGAGUCUCUGUUAAAAGGAUUUUCAUACUCAAAGUAAAAGGAAAGAUUUCUUACUGUUUUCUAAUUGUCUUUUGGACACACGCUUGUUUUCUUUGGGGCAUAAACCUUUAGAUGUGAAAAAUGUAAUUUCAUUCUGCUGUUGUGUGUGCGUGUGUGUAUGUAAUUGAAAAAAACUGUGGGAAAUUCUGUUUUGUUGGUAAUAAAUCAAUAUUUUCAUAUUC